Molecule: messenger RNA, 1689 nt
Organism: Adineta steineri
Lineage: Eukaryota; Metazoa; Rotifera; Eurotatoria; Adinetida; Adinetidae
Source: the annotation of a GenBank genome assembly
AUGGCUACAAUACCAGCACUAUUCAAGAAUAAUUCUGAUGUUCCUGUUGUUGUCAUCCCAGAUGAUGUUCAAUGUUCAUCUCUAGUCAAAGAAUUCUUCUCAGAUUUAUAUAUUACUAUGGAAAAGAAUAGGUGGACUGCAAAAUGUAAAAAGUGUUCAUUGCCUAUUAGUGAUACACUAAAAACAACUUCCAAUUUCGUAAAGCAUAUGAAGAAUAAACAUCAACAUAUGUAUGGAGAAUGGAAAAAUACUCAAGUUUCUUCCAGUAAAGAGAAUGAUCAACCAAAAAUAAACAAUAUUUUUAGUCCUGAUAGUGAAAAAUAUUCAACAGCUAACAAACGACAACAACAACUCACUAAUAGCAUUAUUCAAAAUCUUAUUAUUAAUAUGAGUCUUCCAUUAUCAAUUGUUGAUAAUGCAUCAUUCAAGCAUUUUAUGAAUGAUGUUGAUCCAAAAUAUAAACUAAUUAACAGACGAGAUAUUACUCGUUCAUAUUUGCCUGUUUUACACAAAAAAUGUGUAUCGAAAUUACAAGAUAUAUGUGCACGAUCAAAUUAUAUUAGCCUCACACUUGAUAUAUGGAGUGAUCGUCGGUUACGUUCAUACUUUGGUAUUACACUUCAUACCAUUAUUAAUGAUAUAUAUAAAUCCUUUCUUAUUUCAUUCGAACGACUCGAAGGAACACAUUCAGCUGAUAAAAUUGCAGCUGAAUUUGAUCGAGUCAUUCAGCUUUAUAACUUAAAAGACAAAGUGGUCCGGUUGAUCACAGAUAAUGCAAGUAACAAUUUAGCUGCUUUUGACAAUAUCAUUCUACCUGGUUUUGAAGAGUAUUUUGAAGAUGUGGUAGAUGAUCAAUUAGAUACUGAAUCAAGUAGCGAUGAAGAAACUGAUAUUACAUCUAAUGAAAGUAAACGUCUACAAACACAUGUAGUUGAUGAUAGUAUUUAUCAAACAACAUUGAAUCCAACAGCUGAAGAUGAAUAUUUACGUCUGCCAUGCUUUGCUCAUUGCCUCCAAUUAGUGGUGAAUGAUGGCAUUAAAGCUAGUAAUCCUGCAUUAUCAUCUCUCAAAAAGGUGGCUAGUUUAGCUAAACUUGCUCAUACUAGUACAAUAUUUAGUGAAAAAUUAGAAAAAGCUAAUUAUAGUAUUCCAAAAGCUAAUCGUACUAGAUGGAAUAGCCAAUUUCAUACAGUGAAGAGAGUUAUCAACAUUCCAUCGUCAACACUAAACACAAUUUUAAAUGAUAUGAAGAAAAAUGAUCUUAUACUUACUACUAAAGACAGAAAAAUUUUGGAAGAUUUUACAUCUUUAUUUGAAUUAUUUAAUGAAGCUACUGUAUUAACACAAGGUGAAACAUAUGCUACUGUAAGUUUUGUUGCUCCUACUGUUCUUGGCAUUCUAUUUGAUCUUGAACGUGAACUAGCUUCUUCAACUUUAACUCUUGUUUCUUUAUGUAAAGCUCUUAUCGCAUCUAUUAAGGCUAGAUUUAGUGGACUACUUCGUCAUUUUGAAAUUGAAGUGCCUUCCGACUCUUAUUGUAUGUCAGAAAGAUUUUCUGAUCCAAUUUUUCUUAUUUCUCCUCUUUUUGACGCACGCUUUAAAUUAUUAUGGCUUGAAAGUUUUCAUACUAUUGUUAAAUUGCGUGUUAUUGAAAAAAUUCGUAAUAUGUUUGUUCGUUUUUUUUUGUAA